This is a messenger RNA of Venturia canescens, 3962 nucleotides long. RefSeq names its product zinc finger protein 467. Bases 285 to 1589 code for a protein of 434 amino acids. The record is from RefSeq and is a predicted model, not a curated record. The transcript is spliced from 5 exons. Gene Ontology annotation, molecular function: zinc ion binding; chromatin insulator sequence binding. Gene Ontology annotation, cellular component: nucleus; chromosome. Lineage: Eukaryota; Metazoa; Arthropoda; Insecta; Hymenoptera; Ichneumonidae. Gene Ontology annotation, biological process: regulation of transcription by RNA polymerase II.
AUGGUCGAGUUGCCCCUACCUCCGAGGCGGCACGAAUACUGUGGUCUGUGAAUGCAUCGAGCAAAGGGAGAGUGUAAUCGUAAUUCGCGACUGGUUGGUUGUUAUUGAUCGGCGCGAGUCUGGUGCCGUGGCUGCGUCGCAGACGGAAAGCGAAAGUCACCGGGAGAGUAGUGCUUUCUUCAUUGGCGUAUAGUUCUCGCCUUGUCUGUCUGGUAAAGGCAGCUCUUAAUACGAGUUCGGGUUAGUCCGGCGUUGGGAAUUCUCCCUUUCUCCUCCUCCCUGGCAUGGUAGAUACGCGAGGAGUAUCAGCGACAGGAGGAGCGCAGUAUCAACAUGCAGGAUCCGAAAACUACAACGUUACUACACCGAACUCGAGAGUAGCGGAUGAGCGAUUCGGCCGUUUGACUGGUGGUGGUCCAAGUUGCUCGUACGAUAGGGAUAAAUACAAAAUGUCGAGCACCGGUCAGCAGCAACAGCAACAACGCUCCGCAUACGUCGAGGCACACGCGUUUGCCCACGCUGCUGUGCAGCAGCACAUGGCACAACAAGCCGCCCAAGCAAGGCUCGCCGUCCCCGGACCGCCGUCAGCUCCACAUCCGCCUAAUCCCACGUUCACUCUACCCGACGAUGGCCUCGGUUACGAUGAUGGAGUUCGCGUACUUCGUUCCAUUGGAACGUGGUCACCGGACUAUUCGGCAGCGAUGCGUCCCGGCGGAGGUGUAAUGCCCGUAUUUCCAGGCGCGACGGAACAACAAUUCCCAAGCGCCAGACCACCGACGAUAAAUCAGCCUGUACGCGCAACGAACAACGUUUCUUCGAGACCAGGCUCUGUAUCCAAAGCUACAAAUACCGGAGAACCAACGACGAAGGCAUUCGCAUGCACGGUUUGCGGCAAAGGCCUCGCUCGCAAAGACAAACUCGUUAUUCAUAUGCGAAUACACACAGGAGAAAAACCGUAUUCCUGCGAAGUUUGUGGGAAAGCCUUCGCACGAAGAGACAAAUUGGUUAUUCACAUGAAUAAAUUGAGGCAUAGACCUGGAGUUAUGCCACUUUCAACGCCCACCGCCCCGACGACCGACCCACAGCAAACCCAACAGCAGCAGCAGCAGCAACAACAACAGCAGCAGCAACAACAGCAACAACAGCAGCAACAACAGCAGCAGCAGCAACAACAACAACAACAGCAGCAGCAGCAGCAGCAAGCUAGGCAAGAAGUCAUUCACAAGCCAAAAGAAGAACCCGUCAGUUGGGCCUGUGAAUUGUGCGGAAGGCAACUCGCAACGAGAGAAGAGUGGAUGCAGCACGCACGAUCUCAUCUGGAGGCCUCAGCUCCGCCACAGCACGCAGCAGCAUAUUUCCCAGGGUCUGCGCCACCGCCGCAACCGUACACUUCCGAGAUGCUUUUUUGUCUGAUGUGUCGUACCGAUUUCUCGGAUAAAGCCGAGUUCGCAUUCCACAUACGUUCCCACCUCCAGCCACAAACACAGCAAGGGCAAUCCCAGCACGGAGCUGGCAAACAACCUACCGACCCAACGGCCGCGGAUUUAAUAGCGCGCGGGCCAGUUGAUCCUUCGGGAUUAUGCAGCUAGAACAGCCUGUCGUUCGACCAUAAUCGUUAUCAUCGCAUACACUCGAUUCGUGUCUUACCAUAGUGCGACGUCAUGACCUCGCGUAACCCGUUGAGAACAAACAAACUGAAACAUUCGCAUCAAGACACAAGUUUUGCAUAAACAUCAUCGUACGGAAUGCAUAUUGUGAUCGUAAUUAUAGAGUAGUUCCCUUUUUUUCGAAUUAUUAGAUAACCGGACUCGAGUUUGUUCGGUACUCGAACUGAAUCGUAAAAACCGAGCAACGAACAACUUUCGCGUAUCUAUAUCAUUGACUUUUUAUCCAUACUCUUUUCACUCAUUUUUUAAUACUUUUAUUUCGUUUUCGCUUCAUACGUUCUAUAAAUACCUUCUGAGGUUUUGUAUUAUAAAUAUAUUAGAGUAGAGUAGGGAAAAAAUGUUUUUUCAACGUCGGUAUUUGGUUCAGCUUUUUAUAUAUGAAUUCGUGACAAAAGUGAAUCUAACCGAAGACUAAAUUAUAAUUGGGAAAAACGAAUCCUCGAUCUCAGGAGGAUAACACAGAGAAACACGCGGACGAAUCUUCGUUAAAAGUCGAAUGUUUCGAAAAAUCAGCGGUUUUGGUGAUCAAUAGGAUCCUUGGAAAGUACCAAAUCGUUUUCAUCUAUCAGAAUUCUUUUUUCAACGUUUUUACUUGUUUUCAUCAAUAUUAUAUAUUUCGAAAAAUUUACAGUCUCCCGACCCUGCUGGUCGAGGUUGAACAAAACAAUCGAGCACAUUCUAUUCGAUUGAAGAUCAAAAUUUUCAUAUUAUUUGGAUCAACGACUUUCGAGAUCGAUUCCGUAUUAUCGUUCAGUGAAAAAUACAACCAUACAAUUUUCGUAAACGUUCCUAAAAACUUUGAAAUGCAUUUCCAUCGUGUCAGCUUCACUGUCUUCUACGUUUAUUCCUUCAUUCGUCGUUCUCGAUGUUACAUUGAGAAUUAACGAGUUUUUUGUCCAAAAUCGAAGAUGGUUCAGAUUGCUCGACGCUUAUUUCCUCAUUGGCGAGUGAGAAAAGCGUGCUUUUCGAAGCGAUUCGUGACGUAGGUUUCUCAUUAUUUCUCCGAAAUUUGAGUCUUCAUGAAAAGAUCAUCAUCGACGAAAAUGUAACGCGUUUGAUUUCGCCAAAAAGUGCAGUUCCAAGCAGUGACGAAAGACAAAAACAACUAUUCAAAGCCGUCAUGUCUCCUGUCUCAUGAUAUUUCAUCACCGGAAUAGAAACACGAGUAAACAUUUAACUUCGCUUCAAAUUUCCAGUGCAAUCUGUGCAAGAAUAAUCUAGAAGAAAUCGAGUCGUCGGCACCGACCGGAGCGACGACUGGAAAAGUGAUUUGUAGGGCUCUUUUUAUUCCUAAACGAAAUUUUUACGAAUGUAGAUAUCGCCUUAUGUUUUAUUUGCAAAAAACAAUGUAUCACAACGACGUGUACAUAAAGCAUAAACAAAUUUUUCAAAAAGUUAAAACUCUUGGAGACUCGUAUCUACGAUAUUUUUGUAAAAACGACCAAAAAAUGAAAAAAAAAAAAAACAAACGAAAAAGCUUUUAUAGUUUAGAAACCUCGCUUUCUCGUUUCCCAUUCGAAUAAUUUUCGAUCAUCAAAAAACAAGCAAAAUUAUUGACUUCGAUGCUAUGGAUUUCAUACAAAGUUCGAGCAAUCGUCGAAAAAUUUGAAAAAUUCCGUUUCGUCCGGGCUGAAAAUGCCUCGUAGAGGUCGAGAGAAGCUCCGAAGUUAGUUUAGAAUGCUCCUCGGAGUCGAUCACACGAUCCUUUUUAACUUCGUCUUUCCAAACAAUUUCAUAAAAAAUUUACGAUUUUAGAGAAUAAGGCUGUAUUAUUUGUAUUAUUACGAUCGUCGUGUAUCUUCGAGCGUUGGCAAUGUUGUGAGAACGAGGGAGAAAAAGGAACGAACGUUAUUUCAUAGAUGCAUAGUGCCUUCUCUUUGGGACUUAUCGAAUAUUUCUACACUCGUGAUUCUUCUUUUUCGAUUAUUUCCUUUGAUCCUGUAACGCAUUUUUAGGAGGCACGUCGGCGUGUGACGUAAGAUUUCAGAUAAUAUUAUUAUAAAUAAGUGAAUAAUAAAAAUCUAAAAUGAAGUAGAUAUUUCUAUAUACGUUCGUUUUUCUUUUUGUUGAGUAACGAGGAAAAUAUGAGGAACAGAGUUAAGGUCGUUGGACUGCCUCCAAACAGCUGUUUUUAACUACUUUUUAUACUGUUGAUGUGACACGCAGCUAAUCAGAGUCAGUAUAUUACUGCCAUAAUCAUAACGUACUACGUAUACCCACAAUACCUUUAUAAAUAAUGAAAACAAUAUAUAAAUAUGUAUAUAUCAAUAAAUAUAUACAUUAAUGACACGAAAA